UACGUUUGAUCACCAUCACGUUAUGACGUAAUUUCGUAUUACGUAGAGCCGUUUACGCAAAAGAAAUUUGCCGGUAGUAGCACUUUGUUAGACAGUGAACUAGCGGAGCGGUAACGUUAGCGGGCUGUAUCGGAGGCGGGACGGGGGGUGGUGGGUUUUCGAUACCCGGCUCGCAAGGAACCAGAACAGAGAGGGUCCUUCCCUUUUGGAGAUGGCACAGAAUGUGGCAAAGAAUGUAACUGUGACUUCAAUAAAUGUGAACCAUUAUGAGCUGCUGGCAUGGCUCAAUGAAACUUUACAGACUGGCUUUACCAAGAUUGAGCAAGUAUGCACAGGUGCAGCUUAUUGCCAGCUGAUGGACUGCCUGUUUCCUGGUUCCCUGGACCUUUCCAGGGUCCGGUUCCAAAGCAGUAAUAUGGUGGACUCCAUCCACAACUACAGCUUACUACAAGCUGCAUUCAGAACAGUUGGAGUUGUCCGAUACAUCCCCACUGAGGCGCUGAUCAAGAAGAACUCAAUUGUGGCUCUGACCUUCCUGCAGUGGUUUAAACUUUUCUUUGAUAAGAACAACACUGGCAGGGAGUACCAUGCGUUUGAGGCCAGAGAUGGACAGAGUAUGGUUCCUGACUCAGAUUCUCAUCAGAAACUGGAGAUUAUUGUGAAGAUGGAGGGCGGCACAGUGGAAGUACCAAGACAAGAACCAGCCUUGGAGAAAGUGAACAGGAAAGCGGAUGACAUUGUUCUUAUAUCUGAUGAUGAAGAUGAUGUGGUGGAAGUGAAGAUGGAGCAGAAAAUAGAGAUAAUGGAGAUAACAGUGAUGGAAGAGCCUGUAGCGGCACAGGUAAUAAAGAGGGUGGAGCCAGCAGAAGCAGCAGUGGAGAACGAAAUUCAAGAGAGUAGUUCCCACAGCGGUGAGACUUUAUUGCCCUUCAUCAGAAGAUACUGUGGUGAUAGUGUGGACAGCACUCAGGACGAACUAGUUUCUGGCCUUUCAGUUCCUCCCGGCUUGAGUCCAGUCCACCCCAAAGACAUCGUUCAGGCUUGCCGUCGAACGCCAUACUGCCUCUACUUGUAUGUGGGUGUAGAGCUGGGGGAAGGAAAGAGCACAAGUGUUGUCCUGAUUGGCUACUUUGACCAGAGCUCAGGGAUCAGCGUGGUGAGGCUGCUGCAAACUCUGCAGAUGAGUGUCGAUACUUUUCAUCCACAAACCGCCGCAAACACUACCUCACACACACGUGAUGCAGAUGCUGAUGCACGCCUCUUGAUCAGUAUGUUAAAGGGAUUAGGCAUUACUCUGUCCAACCUCGCCACGUUUUACUGCAACGCACCACACCCUGCGGUGAGUCAGGUGUUUGCGUCCCAGCUCCAAGCCUUCAGCCCCAGGUUGGUGUCUCUCUGCGGCCUCCCUGGGAUUGCAGAAAGAACCUGCAAGGCUGGACUCUUGCCCACCUUUCAUCAUUGCGUGAGCAACCUUAUUGGCGACAUCCACCAACACUACUCCAUCUGCUCCUCCGUCAAUGACAAUCUGAAAGAGCUAUUUGCUGAUGCUGAGUCCUUUAAUCCAGCCCAGCCUCUUUCUGCACAGUGUCCAUUUAUCAUCAGGACGGUGCAGAAGAUGGUGAGCUGCUGGAGGGAUUUAGCAGAAUAUUUUAAAUCACUGAUGCCAGCAGAGGCUGCUCACCGGAUCAGAAACCAGCUGAUGGAUCAUAAAGUCAAGCUGUACUUCCUGUUUCUCUCCCACGCUCUGGAGCCCCUUCGAGCUCUCCAAGAACUGCAGCAGCACGGCUCGAUGGACGUGGCCGCAGAGCUCCAGCUCACCUCUGAGCUGGUUCGCUCCUACGCAGCCAGUCGCCUCCGGCCCUCCGUCAUUGAGAGCUUUCUCAGGAAGCGGGACCUUCAGGUCCUCCGCAACAAGAAUGAGCUGCUCCCCAAAAAGGAGGUGGAUGUAGGCCCCCGUGCGAAAGAUUUCUUGUGGGCCACCGCUGUCAUUGAUCUGGGAGAACAUGAGAGGAGCCGCUUCAUGAACUAUGCAGCAGAUUUCUAUAAAGCAGCACUGCAGAGUUUAGUGGAAUGUAUUCCUCAUCAGCUGGGAGACAUGGCCCUGAAGAAUAUCAACGAAGUCCUGAAACAUCCUGAAAACAUUGAUGGUCCUCGUUCCACACACCUGCUGUCCGAGUUGGGGCUUCAGUUGGGUCUGUGUGACACUGGGUCUUCAGAAAUAAAUCAACUUGCAUCUGACUACCUCACUGUCGUUAACAUUGUAAAAGAGGAACUGACCAGAGGAACAGAAGAAGGGCCCUGCUGGGCAAAGGUGUUGUGUGGAAUUAGACCAAACUGUCUUCUGUAUAGACUCCUCGUCACCCUUCUGGCCCUGCCGAGCUCCCUGUGCAGUAAACAGGUGUUUUCUACGGCAUUCAGCAGCAUCAAGGCUCAAACCUCCAGAGCUACACUUCAACCAGGCAGGUGGACAGGAAGACCCCGCAUGCGGAGAAGGACACUACCUGUCCAGGCAGUUAAUGAUGACAAUAUGAGUGAAGAGGAGGAUGAAGACACUUCCACAGACAAUAGUGAAGAUGUGGAUGAAUCGGACCCCACAGAACAUUCCUCAGAUGUGCUGGAUGACGACCAGAUACCACAAAUUUCUCGGAACAACAGAUUUAUCAACUCAGAAUGUCAAAGUCCUCCACCAGCAGAGUCUGUGUACAUCGUGAGCAGUGAUGAAGAUACUUGCACAGAAUCAGUGAACAGAACACCCUCCACAGCACUGCUGGGUGCACCUGGGGAGCUGGUCUGGGGUCAGGUGGAGGGCUUCUCUCCAUGGCCGGGCAUCAUCGUACCCUGCAGUGGAGAGGAUACAUUUCCAGAGAAGAGGAUGGUGGAGUGGUACGGCCAGAGAGUGUCCUCUCAGGUCAGUUUGAAAGCCCUGAAACCAUUUGCUGCCUUCACCGAACACUUCUGUUCCAAAUCCUUCGCCAUCCUUGUGACCUACCGAGAAGCCAUCUUCCUGUCCCUGCAGGAGGCAGCUGUACGGUGUGAGAAGCAGUUUUCUGCAUCUCUGGAGGACAGAGACGACCUUCUGAAACGACUAUUAAACUGGGCCUUUGAAGGCUUCCAGCCCAACGGGCCAAACGCACUCAAACCAUCGGAUAACAAAAAUGGUUUUACACAUGACAAACCAAAGGCAAAGAAAAAGCUCUUCCUGAAACCCAACUCCUCUAAGUCUGUCAGCUCCUCCAGCCCGAUGAGCAGCAAGAGCAGUGUCUUCAGCUCUGAGCUGACAGACGUGGCCGUCUCCAUGAACAGACUGACGUGCAACUCCACAGGGAGGUCCUUCCACAAAGGUGGAGGUGGAAAAACUACAUGGGAUGGAAAUGUGAAAGGGGUCAUGAAGGGAUCCAGAGGAGGAUAUUCUGCAGAGAAGGGGAGACAAGGGAAGGGAGGAUGGGAUGAAGAGAAGGAUGAGUCAGAAGGAGGAUGGGAGAAAGGGAAAUCAGGAUGGGGAAAAGGGAAAAGUAAGGGAGGGUGGAAAGGAGGGAAGGUUCAGAAGAAGAAGAGCAGCUUGAUUGAUGGAUUCAAUGACGACAUGUCACCAGACUUUGUGCCACACAAGAGGAGGCCCUACACCAAAUCUUACAAUAAGGUGACCAGCGUCUACACCCAGCCGGACCAGAAACUCAGAGAGGAGACCAUCAGCAACAUCAUGGACGAGAAACUGGACAUUGAAGGCUUCUGUUUGUGUUGUGGAACUGAAAACGUUGAGAUUUUCCACCCUCUGUUCAAAGGCAGCCUCUGUCUGAAGUGCAAAAACAACUUUGCAGAAACUCUGUAUCGUUACGAUGAAGAUGGAUACCAGUCCUACUGCACCAUCUGCUGCUAUGGAAUGGAGGUCAUACUGUGUGGCAAAGACAGCUGCUGCAGAUCUUACUGUGGGGACUGUCUGAACAUCCUCGUCGGUCCGGGGACGUUUGAUGCAUUGAAGCUGGUGGAACCGUGGAUCUGCUUCAUGUGUCAGCCUCAUCGACCUCACGGCGCCCUGGUUCCCAGAGAGGACUGGAGCAUUCGUGUUCAGGCGCUAUUCGCCAACGACAGCGCCAUGGCGUUUGAGCCACAUCGUGUUUACCCGUCCAUCCCCGCCAACCUGCGCAGACCACUCCGAGUUCUGUCGCUGUUCGAUGGCAUAGCAACAGGCUACCUGGUGCUGAAGGAGCUCGGCUUCAAAGUAGAGAAGUAUGUUGCCUCUGAGGUCUGCGAGGAUUCGAUUGCUGUGGCGGUCAUCAACCAUGAUGCGAAGAUCAACCAUGUUGGUGACGCUCGCCUCAUCACAGAGGAGCACCUCGAGCAGUGGGGUCCGUUUGAUCUGCUGAUCGGUGGCAGCCCCUGUAAUGACCUCUCCAUCGUCAACCCUUUGAGAAAAGGCCUCUACGUAGAGGGCACCGGCAGGCUGUUCUUUGAGUACUACCGCAUCCUCCAGCUGCUGAAGCCCAAAGAAGAAGACCCCAGGCCGUUCUUCUGGCUGUUCGAGAACGUGGUCUUCAUGAACACACAUGACAAAGUCAACAUCUGCCGCUUCCUCGAGUGCAACCCGGUGCUGGUGGAUGCAGUCAAAGUCAGUCCUGCACACAGAGCUCGCAGCUUCUGGGGAAACAUCCCGGGGAUGGGAAGGCCCAUCACAGCCUCCCAGAAUGACAAGCUGAGUCUCCAGGAAUGUUUAGAGAUCGGAAGAGAAGCCAGGGUCACGAAGGUGAGGACGAUCACCACCAACCCAAACUCUCUGAAGCAGGGCAAAAAUGUGUCUGUGCUGCCUGUCCUCCAGAAUGGCCAAGAGGACAACCUCUGGAUCACUGAGCUGGAGAGAAUCUUUGGUUUCCCCAAACAUUACACCGACGUGAGGAACAUGAACCGGCAGCAGAGACAGAAGGUUCUGGGGAAGGCCUGGAGUGUCCCGGUCAUCCGUCACCUCUUCGCUCCCCUCAAGGACUAUUUUACCUGUGAGGAGCUGCCUCCUAUGACCAGCUGCACCUCUCCGCCCUCCCCUGCCUCUUCAGAAGAACAGCAACUGAGAUAAGAGAAGUUGAUUAUGUUUUCUACAGCGUACUACAGACUGCUUUAUAUCUGCACACGUGCUUUAUUAGAACAACAUGGAGCAUGAAGGAUCUAUGCAGUCUCCUACGUUGACAAAGCCAGCUCACAGACAGGCUACUGUGCAUCCCUGCCACACAAAUCUGCAUCAUGUCACACAUGAAAUUUAUGCGCACAACAGUCACUUUGGCGUCCUCUGGUUGUUGGCUUUGCUUCCUGAAACUCUGCGCCUGUUGGAGAGUAAAGACAGGUGACAAGAGGAAAAGAGUUUAAAGUUAAUACUUCCUUUUUUCCGACAAAGGUUCAGUGACUGGCAGUGGUGCUAAAGUGGCCAGAAACCAGCAACACAUUUCAGUUUGGAAGGUUGAAAUUCCCAGUUGAAAAGCAGAUGCAGAGUGUCAUGAAGGGUAAUAUAUUAUUUUACUUUUUUAGACUUUCAUCUGGUUCAUUCUGUGCAAGAAACUGCAGGAGGAGAGUCUGUGCUGGUGUAAAUGGUGCUGGAUGAUGAUGUAAUAUCAAAUUCUGCUGAUUUUCCUCCGGCGCUGUUUUGUGGAAAAUGUCUUGGAGAUUUUUAAACAUUUUUUAAUAGAUCAAUAUGUUCAUAUGGCUGCAGAUAAAAAUACAGUUUUUAAGUCUGUCAUUCCAAAUAUGACACAUUCAGAAUUUGAUACAAGAUGUCUGAGCAACAUAUUCCAUUGUAUAAUCCUAACUGGGCUUUAUUACAAAUGUAGUGUUUUCUGAUAAAGAGAUGAAACCACAUUUCUGGUUGGAGGGAGAAAUGUGCCUACUUUUAAUCUUAAUGAAAAGUUUGGAUAUCAACAGGUUUUUGGGUUUGCAUUUAUGAUGCAACAGUUACCUCCUCACGAUCCGUCCAUAGUGCUAAAACAGGACAGAAUGCACAACUGCAUGUAAACGGGAAUAUGAGUGUAAUUUGCAUUGUUUAUUGAGAGGUAAACAGCUUAGUUGGAAUAUCGUCUUUUCCAGAAUAAGCACAAACACCAGAAUAGUGUGUGCAUGUAAACAUUGACACUGUUACAUUGGAAUAUUUUUUUAAUAUUUGGAGUUACAAAGUCUGAAUCAUGUUGAACUUCACAAUUAGAUUAACAUCAACUGUAACUUUAUGUAUUUUGUACAAGCAUUUAAUUUCUCUUCUAUUCCUUUUACCAAAACUAACUGUUGUGUGAAUGUUGAGUACUCAGUUAUUUGAGAGGAAACAAGGUUUUUAGCUCACUAUUUUGUUUCAUCUUAGCUUUAUUUACAUUUAAACGGCAGAAAAUGUAUGUAUUUGGAUGUAUGUAUAUGUAUUGAACUGUAUUGAAUGGAAUUACAUGUGUUUGUGCUCACGUGCACUGCCACUUUUACAAACAGCUGGGAAUGACACAAACACCUCAAGACUCUUUAUGCUGCUUAAUGAUCAUCUGUAUCAUGUUUUACUUCAGAGAAACUGUGAAUGUUAAUGUUAAGUGACAUGAGUUGGAAAAACUCAGAUCUGAUCUCUGUAAGGUUUUACUUUUACUUUUACACAGAAGAACACAAGUAAUUUUUUCUUUGUCAAUUAAUUUUGAAUCAUUUAAUGUCAAAUAAGUGUUUUUUAACACAAUGAUUUCUGUCAUUUUUAUUGUUAUUUAGUUGUAUUUUGUAGAAGACAUUAUUGUUCAAUGCACAAAAAUGAUGGAAUUUACACUAAAUGUUUGUAAAUACUAAUUAUGUGAUCUGUUUUGAUGAUUGUAUCAUACAUUUUUUUAAUAACAGUUUGUGGUCAAGAGCUUUAAAUUGGGUUGUACAGUUUUAAUGCACAUUAACUGUGUGACCAUAACAUGAUCGUUCGCCCACGAUCAUAGUUUCUGUACUGUUUUUUAAAAAUUUAUUUUAAUGAGGGACAUACAAUUUUUGGAAAAUGAAUCUUUAAACAUACAAUUUUGCUUUUUAUUGACUCUUUUUGUCUCUGUUGUCAAUGCAUAUUGUAUAUUUAUCCAAGUGACAAAUUGAAAAUGAGAGACAUUUUUUACUUGUUGACAAGAUCAAUUAAAGAAAAGAAUUCUGAUCCAAAAGA
Molecule: messenger RNA, 7132 nt
Organism: Acanthopagrus latus (yellowfin seabream)
Lineage: Eukaryota; Metazoa; Chordata; Actinopteri; Spariformes; Sparidae
Exons: 26
Coding region: 212-5065 (1617 amino acids)
Biological process (GO): negative regulation of transcription by RNA polymerase II
Cellular component (GO): nucleus
Molecular function (GO): DNA (cytosine-5-)-methyltransferase activity, acting on CpG substrates; DNA binding; protein binding
Source: RefSeq, a predicted model, not a curated record